AUGCAAACAUCUUCCAACGCACAGCACUUCUUUGAGACUGAUGCUUCACAAGAGAAGCGAGAGCGCCGCGCCGCCAAGUCGACCAACAAGUAUGGCAACCCGGUCGCCCUAAAGUCCAAAGUGCUGGCAGUCAUUGCCGAUCCGACCUCUGCUUCACACGUGUUCAUCGCCGAGUCGGCCGGCUCUGCGCGGAGAGUCAACAUUGAUGAUGCAAAUGCCGCCACGGCCGCAUACCGCGGCCCCACGACGCCAGUGACCAGCCUCGCGCUGGGCAGCACGAGCACCAGCUGCACGCUCUUUGCUGGCUGCUGGGACAAGACGGUGUGGUCCUGGGACCUGGCCACGCGUGUGGUCGGUCGCCGGUACGUCGGCCAUGGCGACUUUGUCAAGGCGGUCGUGUGCGGGCAGCUGGGCGGCCAGGCCGUGUUGAUCAGCGGUGGUGCUGACAAGAAGAUCAUCGUCUGGGACGUGGCCACGGGCCGGCGCCUGCACACGCUGCAGGACAAGACGGGCGGACCGGCCAUGAUGGCCGUGCAGGACCUGGCAAUCGACCCGGUGGCCACAACGGCCGACGAGCUAUGGCUGGUGAGUGCCAGCAGCGACCCGCACAUCCGGCGUAUUUGGCGCAUCCGGCCGGAUGGCUGGGAGCAGGUGGAGGACGCUGCUGAGACUGCUGAGACUGUUGCAAACACGGCUGCGGCUGCGGCUGCUGGGCCUCGUCGGACCCUGCUGGCCCACGAGACGACCGUCUACAAGCUGCUCUUUGAGGACUUUGCCGACGGCGACGGCCAGGACAUUGAUCUGUGGACGUGCAGCGCUGACGGCACGACCAAAUGCCUCUCGCGGAUACACGGCUUCGCCGACGGUAGCGACACGCUCGCGCACGGCGACCAUGUUCGCGCGGUGGCCGUCACGGACGCCUGGGUCGUCACGGCCGGUCGCGACGAGGACGUCCAGUUUUGGGACCGCGCCACUGGCCGCCGCUACGCCACGCUGGCCGGCCACUUUGACGAGAUCACCGGCAUCACCGUCCUGGCCGACCGCCGACGACUCUGCAGCGCCAGCCUGGACGGCACACUGCGUACGUGGCCACUGGACCGUGCCGGCCUGGAUGACCUGGUGCGCCGGCAGGAGGAGGACCUGAAGGAUGACGCGUCCCCAGCAGCAGAAGAAGCGGCAGCAGAAAAAACAGAGGAUGGGCUGACGGUCGAAGAGGAGGCCGAGCUCGCAGCCUUGAUGGAGGACGACUGA
Messenger RNA from Grosmannia clavigera kw1407, 1251 nucleotides. Its product is annotated as WD repeat protein. Gene Ontology annotation, molecular function: protein binding. Lineage: Eukaryota; Fungi; Ascomycota; Sordariomycetes; Ophiostomatales; Ophiostomataceae. The record is from RefSeq and is a predicted model, not a curated record. Bases 1 to 1251 code for a protein of 416 amino acids. The transcript has 3 exons.